Molecule: messenger RNA, 9161 nt
Organism: Onychostoma macrolepis
Lineage: Eukaryota; Metazoa; Chordata; Actinopteri; Cypriniformes; Cyprinidae
Gene: abca5
Product: ATP-binding cassette, sub-family A (ABC1), member 5
Exons: 39
Coding region: 171-5192 (1673 amino acids)
Biological process (GO): transmembrane transport; lipid transport
Cellular component (GO): intracellular membrane-bounded organelle; membrane
Molecular function (GO): lipid carrier activity; ATP binding; ABC-type transporter activity
Source: RefSeq, a predicted model, not a curated record
CUUGUAGCGCUGCGCUGAUUGGUUGAAUGACUGGUCGGUCCAGCUGAUGGUAGAGGCGCAAGUAGUGUUGACAACGCCGCCUUGGAUCUCGUCUCUAUUUAUUUAUUUCCAAAAGGAUAUUUAUUUGGAAAGAACAAAGCGAAUUUGGAGGAAAGGAAAGACAUGUCUUAAUGUAUUUCAUACCUGUGUCUGAUCCAUGUGCCAGUCAGCUGAAGCAUGCUGGAAGAAUGCAGCCUAUAACCAGAAGAGAUGCUGGAGUCUGGCAUCAAACAAGGAGCCUGCUCUACAAAAACCUGCUGAUCAAAUGGAGGACCAAACAACAGAGUCUCCAGGAGCUGAUCUUGCCUUUGCUGCUCCUAGGCCUCCUCAUCCUCAUUAGCACCCUGAACCCUCAUGUCUCAUACGGCAGUAUCAGCACCAAGGAGCUGGAGUAUGAACGGGACCUGUCACUCAAAGGUCUCGGCUACACGCCCAUCAACAAUGUCACCAAUCACAUCAUGGAGGAGGUGGCACGGGAACUGCCUAUGAAUGACCGAUUAGAGAUGUUCUCCACUGAGGAAGAAUUGGAGAAUGCCAGUCUCUAUGAACCUGAUGGCUUUGUAGGAGUGGUCUUCUUGGAUUCAAUGUCGUACCGUCUGCGAUUCCCGUACAGCCAACUCCCUCUGCCUAGUGACUUCACCGAAUCCAUAACAAGCUGCUACACAAACUAUGUCAACUGCCGUGCCGCCAACUACUGGUAUUCUGGAUUCAUACGACUGCAGUCUCUCAUUGAUGCUGCCAUUAUACAGAUGAAGACCAAACGUCCUGUGUGGAACGAAUUAAAAGUGCGUGCAGUGAUGAUGGGACAUCCGGGUUCAGUGGAGGUCCAGAAGUUCCCUCAUGCCCUGAUCUCCAUAUACCUAGUGCUGGCGUUCACACCCUUUGUCUCUUUCCUCAUUGUCAAUGUGGCAGCUGAAAAAGAGCAGCGGUUGAAAGACACCAUGGGCAUGAUGGGAUUGUAUGACUCUGCAUUUUGGCUUUCAUGGGGCCUCCUCUAUGCUGCACUAGUGACGACCAUGUCCAUUCUCAUGGCUGUCAUAGCAACCUGCACACCCCUGUUCUCCAACAGCAACUUCUUUGUCAUCUUCCUCCUCAUUUUCCUCUAUGGAAUAUCCUCUAUUUUCUUCUCCUUCAUGUUGACCCCUUUGUUUAAGAAACCCAAGUUUGCAAGUACAGUGGGCUCCAUGCUGACUGUGGUGUUUGGGUGUCUAUCUCUUUUCACUGUGCUGAUGAGAGAUUUCCCCCAGUCAGCCGUGUGGCUCCUCUGCCUUCUGUCUCCCAGCGCCUUCUCUAUCGGCAUUGCCCAGGUGGUGUAUCUGGAAGCUCAAGGGGACGGCGCAGUGUUUUCCUCUCUGGGCAAUGGUCCUCACGCCCUCUAUGUUCCUAUGGUCAUGCUGUUCUUGGACUGCAUUAUCUAUCUGCUUUUAGCCAUUUACCUGGACCAAGUGCUACCAGGCGAGUUUGGCACAAGGCGCUCAGUGCUGUACUUCCUACAGCCAUCCUAUUGGUCGAAGCGGAGGAAGCGCUAUGUGGAGGUGAGCUCUGUGUACGAGGGUGAUGUCAACGGAACCCCAGUGAAUGAUGAAUCGGUGGAGGCGGUUUCUCCUGAGUUUAGAGGCAAAGAGGUUAUCAGGAUCUGCAAUAUUCGUAAAAUCUACAGAGAGAAAGACACCAAAGUGGAGGCUUUGAGAGGUUUGACUUUUGACAUCUAUGAGGGUCAGAUCACUGCCCUGCUGGGUCACAGUGGAGCAGGAAAAUCCACCCUCAUGAACAUCCUGUGUGGCAUCUUCCCCCCUACAGAAGGCACGGCAACCAUCUAUGGCUCUCCUGUGGCAGAGAUAGCGGAGGGGGCCGAGAUGAAACAGCUGGUUGGUAUAUGCCCCCAGUUCAACAUCAUCUUUGAUGUUCUCACUGUAGAGGAACACCUGAGGAUCUUUGCUGCCAUCAAAGGGAUCCUGCCCUCUGAUAUUGAUGGUGAGGUGAGAAAAGUUCUAAGGGAUCUGGAUUUAGAAAAGAUUAUGGACGCCCAGGCGAAAAACCUGAGUGGAGGCCAGAAGAGGAAGCUCUCUGUGGGCAUAGCAAUUCUCGGAGACCCAAAGGUCCUUCUUCUGGAUGAGCCUACGGCUGGUAUGGACCCAGUGUCUCGGCACCAGGUCUGGUCCUUACUGAAAAGCCGUAGAGCAGGCAGAGUUACUGUACUCAGCACUCAUUACAUGGACGAGGCAGAUAUACUUGCAGAUCGUAAAGCUGUCAUCUCUCAAGGACAGCUGAAAUGUGUUGGUUCCUCUUUGUACCUGAAGACCAAGUGUGGGGUUGGCUACCAUCUUAGAAUGUCUGUAACUGAAGGCUUUGACGUGGAGAACAUCACAUCACUGGUCAAGCAGCAUGUUCCCAAGGCUCAGUUGUCAAGGCAGCAAGAGGCUGAGCUUACAUUCACAUUGCCUUUCGAGAGCAUGGACACUUUCCCAGGGCUGUUUGCGGAGCUGGACUGUCGACCUGACCUGGGUAUCAUUAACUAUGGUGUCUCCAUGACAACGUUAGAGGACGUCUUCUUGCGUCUUGAGGCAGAGGCAGAGGUGGAUCAGGCUGACUACAGUGUGUUUAACCAAGAAAAGGUGGAAGACGAGGGAGACACAUCCUCUGUGGAUGACACAGACCAGCGGCUGCUGACGUUUUCAGACAGCAGGCAGGAUGCAGUAACCGGUCGUGCCCUCUGGAGGCAGCAGUUUAGCACCAUGGCCUGGCUGCACAUGCUCAGCCUGCAGAGAGAGAGAAAACCUAUCAUAUACAAUUUGACGCUCUUCCUGGUUUUCUUAUCUGCAAUGCUGAUUCUGUCCGUGGCCACGGGAAACAUUCAGAUUCAUUCUCCUGAAAGACUGUUUUCACCUAUAUACCUGCUGCACCGCAACGAGGCUCCUCACAAAUACACCACCAGUCUGCUUGUGCAAAACUCCACCGAUUCUGACCUGUCAGGGUUCAUCCACAAUCUGGAGUCUCAGGAUAUUAAAGUGGAAAUGAUGAAAAAGCCAGACUAUAUGUCUGCUGCUCCUGUCAGCGCCGCCAUCAACGUGACAGGAUCCAGUAAGGAUUUUACCUACAUUUUAGCGUUUAACAGCACCACCGUGCACUCCUUGCCUAUGGUUGUCAAUGUGCUCAGUAACGCCCUCCUGAGGGGCUUUAACGGCACAGGACACAUUAGAACAUGGACUAAACCCUUCGACUAUCAAAUCCCAGAUAAGACAUCCUAUGCACUGGUUUAUAUUGAGGCUGUGAUUCUUGGGAUGCUGGCCGCUGGGAUGCCAGCCUAUUUUGCAAUGGACCACACAAGAGACAAAGAGUUGAAGUGUCGCUCGACCCUGAGGAUCUCUGGUCUUGUUCCUUCAGCGUACUGGUGCGGUCAGGCAGCUAUUGAUGUCCCUUUCUAUUAUCUUAUCUUAAUCUGUAUGACCAGCACCCUGUUUGCCUUCCAUUCUACAAACCUGCUAACCUCGCAUAACAUCAUGUCUGUGGCUCUGUGUCUGAUUGGCUUCGCUCCAGCCAUGGUUCUCUUCACAUACUGCAUAUCCUUCAUGUUCAUCAGAGUCCAGAGCAAUAGAGACUUCUUCUCAGUGGUCUCCAUGAUGUUGUGUGUGGUUUCUGCAUCCAUAGUCCAGCUGGCUCUUGUGAAUGAGAAUUCUGGUGUGGCUCGUCUCCUACACAAUGCACUGUGUUUCUUCAGUCCACUCUACCCUCUUAUGGGCUGCCUUAACUGCAUUACCAUGGUCACCUUCCUUCAGUCUCCUCAUGAUGAUGAUUUCCUGUGGAAGAAUCUCUUCAUCUCUGUGGUGUCUCCGUAUAUCCAGUGUAUUCUGCUGCUCUUCACCCUGAGAUGGCUUGAGAUUAGAUAUGGAGGGAAGACCAUGAAAAAUGACCAGCUCUGCAGGAUUUCCUCCCAAGCGAAGAGCAAAGCUCAGCGAAACCCAGAGGAGAACAUGAGUGAGGAUGAGGAUGUUCAGGUGGAGAAAGCUCGAGUGAAGGAGGCGUUGACAUGUCAGUGCUGUGAGGAGAAACCAGUGGUAGUGGUGAGUAACCUCAGGAAACAGUACAAAGGCAAGAGGGAGGGCUUUUCGCUCAGCAAGAGAAGGAAAGUGGCCACUAAGAACAUCUCAUUUUGUGUUCGCAAAGGUGAGGUUUUGGGUCUGCUGGGACCAAAUGGAGCAGGAAAGAGCACUAUCAUGCAUGUGCUGUCUGGAGACACUGAACCCACUGCUGGACAGAUUUUAAUGGGAGAUUAUGGAACAGACUUCCAACCAGUGGAAAACCCCUUGGAACAUGUAGGGUACUGUCCUCAGGUGAACCCUCUGUGGCCUAGAAUCACUCUACAGGAGCACCUGGAGAUCUAUGCUGCUAUAAAGGGGCUACGUCAGCGUGAUAUCCCAAAUAUCAUUAAGCGUGUUGUGAAUGCUCUAGAGCUGAAGGAUCAUCUUUACAAACAGGCAAAAAACCUGUCUGCAGGGCUAAAGAGGAAGCUGUGCUUUGCACUAAGCAUGCUGGGAAAUCCUCAGAUAGUUCUGUUGGAUGAACCAUCUACAGGAAUGGAUCCCAAAUCAAAACAACGCAUGUGGAGGGCGAUCCGUGCUGCCUUUAAGAACAAACAGCGAGGAGCCAUAUUGACCACCCACUACAUGGAAGAGGCCGAGGCUGUGUGUGACCGUGUGGCAAUCAUGGUUUCUGGUCAGCUGAGGUGUAUUGGCUCUAUUCAGCACCUGAAGGGGAAGUUUGGGAGAGGCUACAGCCUAGAGAUUAAUCUCAGGGAGGAGCUCACAGGUCUCCAGCAGGUAGCGCUGUUGCACAAAGAGAUACUGAAAAUAUUUCCCCACGCUGCUCGUCAGGACAGUUUUGCCACUCUGAUGGUGUAUAAAAUUCCAAUGGAAGAUGUGAAGUCACUAGCCAAGUCCUUUGCCCAGUUAGAAAGUGCUAAACAGAACUUUAACUUUGAAGAGUACAACUUCUCCCAGUCAACGCUUGAACAAGUUUUCAUGGAGUUCGCUAAAGAGCAAGAUAAUGAAGAAGAGGAGGUCGGAUCGCUUAGCACAACUUUUCAAUGGCAGAGACUGAGACAGGACGGCCCUGUAUCCGUCAAUCACGCUGACAGCAUAGUACACCAGCUAUGAGCCAAUCCUGUCCAGCCUUCCCUGAAGCGAUGUGCCCUUCUUUUUUUUUUUCUUUUUUUUUUCUCUGUCUCUUUCUCUAUCGCUCUGCAUGUGCCGUCCUUUGCCUUAAAGAGCCUUAAACUGAUGGGACUCGCAGGACAAUAGACUGUGGAGACUCCAGCAGCCACCAGCACACAUACAGGACGUGUGUGUGUGUGUGUGUGGGCUGUGAAAGUUGCGUUGGCUCUGGUAUUGGCACUUGCUCAGAUGGUAUCUGACACAUGAAUUUAGUGUCAGCUGUAAACGCCGAGCUAGACUUGGCAGUUCUUUGUUUUGUUGUUGUCAUUUGUUUUUAUGAAGAGAUUUUAUUUUUUAAAUUCUCACUCUCUGUAAAUUCUUAUAUCUUCCGUUCACCUGAUGUAUAUCAAACACACCGUUCCAUUGUUUCCAUAUGCACCAAGUCAGUCACUGGGAUAUUAAUUGCAUGGAGCAGGUUCCACAUUAUCAAAUCGGUACCAAAGUCUCACUCACAUCGACACCAAAACAGUGCUUUUAGGUGUCUGUAGCAUGGGAUAUAAACUUGCGUCUCUGUGUGUAUGGCUGUAUUACGUUAUUAUCUAUGUGUACUGUUGUAAGGUAAGUUUUCAGACAGGAGAAUCUCAUUACAGAUGUGUGCAAACUUUCAGGCAGCAUUAACACUGAGAUUUACCAGCAUGUAUAGGGCUGCUCUCGUUUCUUGUAACCCUUUUUAGGGCAGAGCGGCCCUGCCGGUGCAUGAAGCCUCUUCUGUCUCUGCUGCACCUGGGAGAUCCACAAGACUCCUUUCUCAAACACCAGCACGUGUUUCAGGCUUUCACACAGAGCUCUCCAAAGAAAAACAGGGCUAAGCACUCACAGUGAGUAAGCAAGUGGGUUAAUCGAGACGAUGAAGAACUUCUCCCUGUCAUACCUUUUCCAUCCCAUCAUCGGGUGGCCUUCCUUUAGGAACAGUUUUAUCAUUUAAAAUCAGUAGCUUAAGAAUGUAGUUCUCACAAUCCACACUGAACCAUGUAGCACUCCAGAUUAGUUGCAUACUGCUGAGUGAGGUCUUUUAUUUGAUUUUUUUUUUUUUUUUUUUUUUUUGUUAACAAAAAUUACCAAUGUAGGAACCGUGAUCCUUGAAUGUACAGUGGGUGACGUUUUAUAGUAAAGCAUUUGAUGUGGGUUUAAAGUAUCCAGAGUAAGUCUUGAGCACCACAAUUAGAAGUUUGCAUUCAGCUUGGGCUCGUUUUGGUUGGUUCUCGUUCAAGAGGGUCUGCCUUUUUAUACCUUUUGGGAUAUUUUUAUUUAAAUGUUAAAAUGAUUAAAUGAUCACCUCUCUUUUUGUUUGCCAAUAAUAUGUACAAUUCUAAAAUAGAUUUCUUUUGUGAGGCACAUUGGAGAAUGCCUUUCAAGAGUCAACAAUUUACAACAAAAAAAAUGUCUAUACUACUGGCAAAGUAUUACAUUUUUGGGCUUUUUAUUAAUGCGUUAAUGGGUAAUACUUUAAAAUAAUGUUAUGUACAUUAGUUAAUGCAAUAGCUAAUAACAAUUAAAGACCGAUUUACAGCAUUUGAUCAAUCCCAAUCAAUUUAUUAAUUCCACUUCCCCAUGUUUAUUUUUCUUAACAUUUUUCAUUUGUUAUUUUUAAAAGCGUUUUGGUUUAAUUAAUUUAUUGUUUUAUGACCAAACAUGCAUUAAUUUAUGUUAACUAAUUAAACAUUAUUGUAAAGUAUUGUCAAUUAAAGGUAUUCUUCAUUAGUGGGAGUGAGCUGCCCUUCUCAUUUCUCUUCAUGUUGGCUGAAGUAUUGAAGCUAAUACACCAAUGUAUUCUACUCAUCAGGAAGUGUUUUCAUUUCAAAACUAUACAAACGUGUGUUUUCAUUUGGUGCAUCUUUCUGGUAACUUGCUGAUUUCCUUUGUCCAGUAGAUGUUUCUUUAUCCAGCUCUGAGCGAUGGUGAUGGUGCUGAACCGUGUGUUGGUAUGAGGAACUCUGCCCCAAGUGCUGGUUCUCUUGUUGGUAGAACUUCUAAAAGAUGUUUGCUAGGUGUUUCAUGGUUGCUCUUGAGCAAAUCUGUUUGUAGAUGGUUUUUAUUUUUCUGAGUAUACUCAAUUGUUAAUUUUUUUGGACAUUUAAACCUAGCUGAAUGUGAAAGGUUGUAUAUAGUGUUGUUUGGAACAGUCCUCAAAAAUUGUAAUCAAUGCCAAGAUGGCAUGUUAUGUGGACUUUAGAUUUUAUUUUAUUUUUUGACUUCAUCUUCCUGACAAAGUUUGAUUUUACAGUUAAUCAAACUCUUGUUGUCUUGUAUUGUCCGUUUUUAGAGGCACACAAUUCAACCUCUGUAGCAUCUACAAAGUUCUGCAAAGAUUUAAAGAACAAAAAGAUGUCCUCAUAAUGGAGUAAUUAUGGCUGACGUGCAGAGCAGACACAGUGAAUUUUCAAUGGGAUAUAAUUGUAAUUUUUGCACAUAUAUAGCCUGUUAUGUCAGUAAUGUAUAACAUCUUCUGUAACGUUUAACACUGACCGGUUUAGUCUUUGCUGAACUGGGUUGGAAUGGGAUGAUUAUAUUGAAAACUAUCUAACAUCUAUUUAACCAAGACCUUUAUUUCCUCCAAAGUGCAAUAUAUGAAUACUUGUGUGCGUGUGUGUGUGAGUAUUUAUUGUAUUAUGUAGACGGUGUCAUUGCGAACUGCAAUAUUAAUGUUGUCUCUCUUGUGAACUCAGAUGUGUCUUGCAGUACAAUGUAGCCACAAAUAUAUAAUCUUUUAGAACGCUUUGCACUCUUCCCCUAGUGCCCAUUUCCUGCCCUUUGUAUGCAAAAAUUCUGUUUGAAAAUAAAUUGUAUUCAGAAUGUUGUUAAUUUUUGGACUGUGAAAAAGUUGCCCAUUUCAUGUUUUACUUCAAACUAUAACAUGAACUGUGCUUAUCUAUCUAUCAUUCUAUCUAUCGUUCUAUCGAUCGUUCGUGUCUGGUUUAAAGUUUUACCUGGUGGUGAUGACUGCAGAAAUUUUAAUAAGGUGGUGAGGUGGUAUAUAUAUAUAUAUAUAUAUAUAUAUGUAGAUUCAAAAUGAUCUGACUGGUUGGUUUUACUAAUUUUAAGAAAUAUAAACUAAAUUUGUAUUUGAGAUGAGCUGUUCUUAAUCUUAAUGCAAAAUUUAGUAUUUAAAGUGGCAUGAAACCCAAUUGUUCAGCACAGAAUAUUGUAUGUUGCAUUUGUUUUCUGUAACAUUAGACUUAAUUUUAUUUUAUACAAAAUAUACUACUACUUUUUUUUUUUUUUCAAAUUCUGUCUAAUAUGACCAGUUUCCGAAGUUACAAAGUUAGUUACCAUAGGUUCACUCCCACACUACAGAGAGAAAAAAACACUGGCGAGGUAUUUUUGUUUCCAGUCAUCCUGCUCCAUUAAUCAGUAAUACAUUUUGAGAUGAGACAAUGAUAAAAUUGUUCUUGCAGCUUGCCACAAAACAUGUUUUAAAAGAAGUUUCAUAAACGUGUAUACAUGGCUGUAUUUUCUUUAUUGCUUUAGAAAGAAGUCUCCACCAAAGCUGCAUUCAUUUGAUCAAAGAUAUAGUAACAACUGUUAUGUUGUGAAAUCUUUUUACAAUUUAAAAUAACGGUUUUUAAUCUACUCAGUUUUUUAAAUAAAAGUUUUGUUCAUGUGAUGAUAAAGCUGAAUUCUCUGCAUCAUUACUUCAGUCUUCAGUGUCACAUGAUCCUUCAGAAAUCAUUAUAAUAUGCUGAUUUGAUAAAGAAACAUUUCUAAUGUCAAUGUUAAAAUGGUUGUGCUACUUACUAUUUUUGUGGAAACAUGAUGCAAAAUUCAAAAGAACAGCAAUUAUUUGAAAUAGAAAUGUUAUUUGUUAAUUGCUAAUUAUACAUGUCUUUACAGUGACUGGUUAUAUUUAAUGCAUUCUUGAGUUUUUUUUUUUUUUAUUAUUAUUAAAAAUCUUACUGACCUCAAACUUGUGAA